CCGGGCAUUACACCAGAGCAUUUCCUCGACUUUAGCCAGUCUUUGUUCAGAGGCGUUCCCGUUUCGACUCAUCAGCAAGCACCGACCAGAUCCCAGACAGCAACCAACCUGAAAAAGCCUCCCAAGUACUCCCCGUUGCGACGUCGUACUCACUCACAUGAGCUUAUCUGCCAACUUUGUCAAAAAUGUGAUGUUACUGAAGGAGAGAAAAAUACUAAGAGAUAAUCAUCAUGUUAAUUUCCAUUAGAAGUGGGACGUUGAUUCAUCAAAUCGCAGUCGCUAUAACUUUGUUUGGAGUCAUCAGCACAAGUGGCUCUUCCCAUUUGGAUGGAAAGCCUGGCCGGAGAGAGGUAAAGUAUUUAUUUGAAAUGGUUCGAAGACCAGCAGAGCCAAAGUCGUCUUCGUCAUCAUCAUCUUCUUCGUCUGAAGAGUCUAGCUCAUCUGAUGUAACUCUGGCAUACGAAGGUCGGAGAAAAGAUCCACUACCACCACCAUUUCCGCUAAAGCUACCACAGCCAUCGCCCACUCCUCGCUUUCAAAAUGAGUUUGAACAUGACACGAAAACAAAAUCAUCGUUAUUUGACCUUGGCAGUGAUUUGGAUGAUGAGGAUAUAAUUGAUAAUAUAAUUGAUAAUUACAAUGACAAGAGCAAGGAGACGUAUCUUGGUGAUGAGCCACUCUUGUCACCCUCCAUCGCCAGACUCCCUGCCAAAUCCUCAUACCCAACAACAAUAGAUCACUCGACAGGCAUAUUGGAAGAGCAGUCUGAUAACAAAGCUGACGUUCGUGGGAAUAACGAGAAUAUCAUAAAUCGUUCCACCUUAUCGCGAAAACUACAACCACCGCCGAACGCUAUUGGCAGCAGUGACGGGGACGAACACCGGAAGAGUGAAAAUGUUUCGCCUGUGAAGGAACCUUCGUUAUCCAGCAACAAGGACGAUGACGGAGGUGUCCGAGGUGGAACCUCAGCCGGUGAUGGAACGGUGGAGGUUCAAAAUCACGAGGAAAAAUUGCUGCUGCAUAAACUUAUGCAGGGCUACGAAAGAGAUGUGCGACCAGUUUUAAACGCUUCAAAGCCAGUCUUAGUAAGAGUGGGGAUAACCCUCACUCAAAUAUUUGAUAUGGAUGAAAAAAAUCAAGUCCUUACAACAUCUGUCUGGCUCGAUCAAGAAUGGAAGGACGAUCUGCUAACCUGGGACCCAAAGGACUUUGGUGGUCUGGAGAUGAUUCGAAUUCCAUGUGAAAGAAUUUGGCUUCCGGACAUUGUUUUGUAUAACAAUGCGGAUGAUUACACGCGAGGCUACAUGCAGUCGAAGGCGAUGGUGAGCUACGAUGGAAACGUUUUCUGGCCCCCCCCAACGAAAUUUAGGUCGACCUGUGUUGUGGAUGUAACCUUUUUCCCCUUCGACCUGCAGACAUGCUCCUUAAAAUUAGGGAGCUGGACAUACAACGGAUUCCAGGUCGAUGUUACUAACCGAACUUCCGGUGUAGACCUUUCUAACUACAUUUCGAACGGGGAGUGGGAGCUUUUGCAGGCAGUACAACAACGAAAUGUUGUCCAUUACAGUUGUUGCCCUGAAUUUUUCCCUGAUGUGACUAUUACAAUUGUCAUUAAAAGAAAGACUCUAUAUUACAUCCAUAAUGUCAUCUUGCCCUGCAUUAUGCUCUCAUCCCUGACACUGUUAGUGUUUUGUCUCCCCCCCGACUCUGGAGAAAAGAUUGGGCUUGGGAUAACCGUGCUUUUGUCCUUCUCCGUAUUUAUGCUGGCCAUCAACGAGAGCCUCCCUGAAACUUCAGAAUCAAUCCCACUAAUUGGAGUGUACCUGACCAUCGUGAUGGCCAUAACAUCAGUGUCCGUCAUGAUGACUGUGGUCGUGCUCAAUUUGCACUAUUUGGGACCUAAAGUUCGACCAGUUCCGCGCUGGCUCAUGCACCUUCUUCCCAAGGAUACAGGACAUUACAAAAUUCGCCAAAAAAGUUUGAUGAUCCCAGUAGGACACAGAGAACCGAGAAGUGGAAGCCUGAAAAGAGCUCAUGUAUUUUUUACUCAAUCUCGACGAACAGGAUCACAAGGUUACUCUACUGAAGUACCACGAGAGAAAGUGGAGGAUAAUAUGGCGACGACAAUGGAAGCCGCCUCGGAGGAUUCAGAGACUUUAACAAAUGACAACUCAGGAAACUGUUCGCACAACGUGAGGCGACGAGUAACUCUGAGCGGAGAUAUGAAAGUUCCUCAUCCGGGAAAUAUUUUGGAAACCCAACCACAACGCCAUUCUGGCAGUGAUUAUGGGAGAGAAGAUGACGACAAGGUUGUUGUGGCUUCACCCAGUACCACAAAGCUUUUUGAAGAACUUCUCAUCUCGCUUAGACUCCUAAUCAGUAAACAGGAAGAAGUUGAAGCUCAAAACAAUCUGGUUGCUGAAUGGCGACUUGUUGCCCAAGUUGUGGACCGAAUUCUUUUUUGGUUGUUCUUUACUUUCACUUUUGUUUCAUCCAUGCUAAUACUUGUGGUGCUUCCAGUCUACAAUCAAAAAUCACCAUUGCUGGAUGUGAAUGAUACGAAUAUUAUGUAAUCCUCUGCAGUUUUCGUUCAUAAGUAUAUCAGCAGUGGAUAAAAUCAAUGGGCGACAAAUCUUGUUUUAUACUAUGCAUAAAGAACCUGGCCCUAAAAUCAUGUUAAGAUAUAAAUUGAGAUAUAUAUAUAUACGUAUAUAUUUACAAAUUGAUGAAGAGAUUAUCAGAAUAAAUAUUUAUUGUGAAACUUUAUAAAAA
This is a messenger RNA of Folsomia candida, 2772 nucleotides long. RefSeq names its product neuronal acetylcholine receptor subunit alpha-9. Gene Ontology annotation, molecular function: acetylcholine-gated monoatomic cation-selective channel activity; transmembrane signaling receptor activity. NCBI's taxonomy places the organism in Eukaryota, Metazoa, Arthropoda, Collembola, Entomobryomorpha, Isotomidae. The record is from RefSeq and is a predicted model, not a curated record. Gene Ontology annotation, biological process: signal transduction; nervous system process; monoatomic ion transmembrane transport. The coding region runs from base 231 to 2573 and encodes 780 amino acids. Gene Ontology annotation, cellular component: neuron projection; postsynaptic membrane; synapse. The transcript is spliced from 14 exons.